Messenger RNA from Poeciliopsis prolifica (blackstripe livebearer), 3784 nucleotides. RefSeq names its product nuclear factor of activated T cells 1 (gene nfatc1). The coding region runs from base 202 to 2448 and encodes 748 amino acids. NCBI's taxonomy places the organism in Eukaryota, Metazoa, Chordata, Actinopteri, Cyprinodontiformes, Poeciliidae. Gene Ontology annotation, biological process: regulation of transcription by RNA polymerase II; calcineurin-NFAT signaling cascade; cytokine production. The record is from RefSeq and is a predicted model, not a curated record. Gene Ontology annotation, molecular function: DNA-binding transcription factor activity, RNA polymerase II-specific; RNA polymerase II cis-regulatory region sequence-specific DNA binding; transcription factor binding. Gene Ontology annotation, cellular component: transcription regulator complex. The transcript is spliced from 10 exons.
AGUUUCUCGGUGCGUCACAGCGAGCCGCGCAGCCAGGAUCCCCGGCAGAGAGAACCAGGGACCCACCGCCUGUUUUCUGCCAGCGGAGAGUUUUCCUGGUUUUGGACUUUGUUCCGGUUCGGAGCAGGAGCCGUGGUUCUGAUCCGGUUCGGAGGACCCGCAGCAGCUGCAUGGAGGAUCUGAACUUUUGGCACAGAAGAGAUGAAAUCUGCAGAGGAAGAUGCCUUCGGCUUCUCGCCCAGCGUCAGCCUCUCCCUGCCUCUGGCCUCACAGUUUGUCCAGUCCCGCCCCACCAUUUCCGUGUCCUUGGUGGAGCCUGAGACCUUUGACCCCCAUGACGAUCCGCCGUCGGCCGGCUUCUGCUCACCGGUGCGGCCGGACGUCGCCGCGGCCCUGGAGGGCCCCCGCAUCGAGAUCACGGCCUACGGCCAGUUGCCCGAGGAUGAGCCACGGCGGGGCGGCGUCCCCGCUGGCCGGCACGUCGCCUCCAUCGUGACGCUGCCGCUGCCCGGCGCCGACCUCUACCGCGACCCCAGCUGCCUGAGCCCGGCCAGCAGCGUGUCGUCCCGCAGCGGGCUCUCCGACGCCUCUUUCGAGUCCGGCUUCUCCUACAACUAUGACAACUCACCCCAGAACUCGCCCUGGCAGUCCCCCUCCGUGUCCCCGAAGGGCUCCACCCUGGCCCUGCCAGAGGACGGCGCCGCCGCCUCGCCCCACGCCGAUGUGACAGACGACGGCUGGACGGCGCCACGGGGCUCCAGGCCCGGUUCCCCCUGCGGAGCCAAGAGGAAGUACAGUCUGAACGGCUUCCCGUCGCCCCCCGACCACUCGCCCCGCCUCAGCCUGACGGAGGACAGCUGGCUGCCCAACACCAACCAGUACACCAACUCCGCCAUCUUGGCCGCCAUCAACGCCCUCUCCACCGACGGCCUGGCCGACCUCGGCGACGGCGUACCCAUAAAGGCCCGGAGAACCAGCCUGGAGCUCGGCCCCACCGUCAGCCUGAAGCUGGAGCACCGGGGGGCGGAGCCACCGCAGGACGAACCCCCGGCCAGCCGCACGGCCCUGAAGAAGGAAGGCUACUUCCUGGACGUUCCUCAGAACCCGUUCGGCUGGACGAAACCCAAGCACUUCCUCAGCCCGUCUCUGCCGGCGCUGGACUGGCAGCUGCCCAGCAGCUCCGGCGCCUUCAGCCUGCAGAUCCACGUCCAGCCCAAGUCGCACCACCGGGCGCACUACGAGACGGAGGGCAGCCGCGGCGCGGUGAAGGCGCUGGCCGGCGGACACCCGGUGGUCCAGCUCCACGGCUACAUGGAGAGCGAACCUCUGACCCUGCAGCUCUUCAUCGGCACAGCUGACGACCGGCUGCUGAGGCCGCACGCCUUCUACCAGGUCCACCGCAUCACGGGAAAGACGGUGUCCACGCCGAGCCACGAGGUCCUGCACAACAACACCAAGGUGCUGGAGAUCCCACUGCUGCCGGAGAGCGACAUGCGUGCCAUAAUCGACUGCGCGGGAAUCCUGAAGCUCCGUAACUCCGACAUCGAGCUGAGGAAGGGCGAGACAGACAUCGGCCGGAAGAACACGCGCGUCCGGAUGGUGUUCCGGGUUCACGUCACCCAGCCGGGUGGCAGGACCGUUUCUCUUCAGGUCGCCUCCAACCCCAUCGAGUGCUCCCAGAGGUCGGCGCAGGAGCUGCCGCUGGUGGACAAGCAGAGCCUGGAGACGAGCCCGGCCCCCGGAGGGGACACCAUGGUGCUGGACGGACACAACUUCCAGCACGACUCCAAGGUGCUGUUUGUGGAAAAGACUCAAGACGGCCGCCAUGUCUGGGAGAGCGAGGCCGCGGUGGAGAGAGACGCGCUGAGGCCGAACUCGCUGCUGGUUGAAAUCCCGCCGUACCGGACGCAGCGCCUCUGCGCCCCGGUUCACGUCAACUUCUACGUCAGCAACGGCAAGAGGAGGCGGAGUCAGCUGCAGCGCUUCUGCUACGUUCCCACCAACGUUCCGACGAUAAAGACGGAGCCGCAUGACGACUACGGCGCCGCCCUGCCGUGCAGCCAGCACGCGCCGCUGCACCCAAAGUUGCAUUAUGGCGCCCAGGUCACCACCCCGGUGACCUCCGACCUCAGGCUGUGCGUUGUGGGCAAGGCUUACGGCCGCUCGCCCGCCUCCAGCCCCAAACUACAGGAACUGUCUCCCCCCCAUGCCUCCAUCAUCCAGGAAGCCCCUCGCCGCCCCCCCACGCCUGCAGACUCUCCGACCCCAACCUUGACCCCGACCUUGACCCCGGGCCCCCCGGACGCCCCUGAACCUGCAGGACGGGUCCGGGAGGGGGGCAUCAGCAUCAAGGAAGAGCCGCAGGAGCUGGACCAGAUGUACCUGGAUGACGUCAACGAGGUCAUCAGGAACGACCUGAGCAGCGACUCCACCCACAGCCACGCCUAAGCCCCGCCCACUACCCCGCCCGUCCUGACAUCACGCUCCUCCUGCAACCUGCAGUUAGGAAAUGCAACCAGAACAACUGACGGUUGGUUCUCCAGGGUCCACAUGCACCUUCAGGUUCGGAUCUUCCAUGCUUUUCCCAAAUCCCCUGGGCGAGCGAGCGUCCUCACAGCGGACGAUUCUUUCUGAAGCGGUUUUCGCUGCAGCGCUGUGAAAAGUGCCUUUAAACUGGAAACCAGGAGAAACAUACUGAACAGUUCCUGUUUGGAUCAAUGGAACCUCAGUUCUUUAGGACAUCAGUUCAUUUCUUUGGUUCCUGCUGCCGCCAUGUUUGUUUCGUCUGCUGGGAACUAAAAAUGAAAAAAAUGUUUUUUAUCCCUUUAAAUUUUCCUUCAGCACCAAAACACCGGAGAAGCCGUCCAAUCAGGGCUCAGCGUCCACCAUGAAACAUGCAUGGUCUGUCCAACUCAAACUGGCGGGGUCGCCCUCUGCUGGCUGGGAGACAGAAUGCAGCUGCAGCGCAAAUUAAAUAAUAAUAAAACUUUAAUUGACUGAUUUAAAACUUUGCAACAAAUCCAGAAAUCCAAACAUACAUAAGUGUUAUAAACACAAUAAUUCUCAUUCAAAUUUUUGAAAAACUAAACAUUUUUUUUAUAAUUAGCUGCUUGGAUCAAAUUCAAGUUAAACAGAUGAAUUUCAUGUUUGUUUAGUUAUUUAAAUCUGUUUAUGGAUUUAAAUAAUUUUAUCUGUGAUCAAACUAACCAAGAAAUAAUUUAGUUUUCAGUUUGUUUCUAUAACAAGAUAAUCAUUUGAAAUGUUUUUUAGAUUGUAAUUAGAUUUUUUCUGAUCAGACACAUUUAUUAACAUCAGGGUUUGAAUAUUUUGCACAAAUCUGAAGGUUUCUACAGUCUGUUUUCAUACCAACCUGCAUUUUUAUACUUUUCACAUCAAAACUUCAAAGCUGCAACGUUUGAAAAUAUUUAAACUUUACUUUUGUUUCUUUUCUCUGAAUUUACGAGUUUCUGAGAUGAAUCUGGUUUUCAUGACUGAAUCUGUUUGCACUGAAGCAGUUAGUGACUGCUUCAUGACCUUUACCCCGCCUUGCUUUUUCUCCUGUAAAUAUCCCAACAGGAAGAGGAAGUGAUGUCAUAGGUGGAUGUCAAACCGAUUCUUUAAAACUUGACCUGCUGCUUUUCUCAAAGCUGAUCUGGAGAUUUUAUGGAGGUUUAAAUACUUCAUGUUUAUCAGCUGCUUCCUGUAUUUAUGAGUCUUAAUAUGUUUAAUGUUGCUGAUCCACUUCAGGAUGUUUCAAUAAAAACUAAUUCAUGUUUCAUCUGAA